UGGAGCCGAGAGCCGCUAAGUUCCGUCUUCAGUUCCGUUCACAACAAGUCGAUUUUGGCUGUAAAUAGACUUUAAUCUCACCAAUCGGAUGCACGUAAGCGGCCAGAGUGAUAGCCAUGUCGUCUGAGUGGUGGAAUCAGUGGCUUGUUUCCAAUGGCAGCUCUGCCUUUAACUUCACAAAAUGCUUCAGCUCCAACCAAAGCAGUGUCCUGUACGGGAACAACUUUGGAGGGAUACCAAUUGUGCUUUUUCUGGAUUUCUGUGUCUUCAUGUUCCUUUUGAUCCUUUUCUCUAUUAUACGAAAACAAUUCUGGGACUUUGGACGGUUAGCGCUGGUGGCUGAAAGUGAGGGGUUUAACGAUUUUGGACACCGUAACUAUGGUCGCAUGUCGUCCUUUCUGUCAAGCACAGAUGAACAUGAUCACGAAUUGGGCUUUUUCUCGUGGGUGCCUUACAUUGUGAGAAUGGAGGAUAGGAAAAUUAAAGAUAGAUGUGGGAUAGAUGCUACAAAUUACCUCUCCUUUCAACGCAAUCUGAUCUUCUUACUUAUUGUCAUAACUGUCGCUUCCCUUGGAAUUAUUUUACCUGUGAACCUGACUGGGAACCUUUUAGACAACCCACUAAAUUUUGGAAGAACAACCAUAGCCAAUCUUCCAAGUGGAGACUUGCUGCUAUGGCUGCAUACAAUCUUUGCAGUACUUUACUUGAUGCUGACAGUUGUUUUUUUACGACGCCACACUUCACAAAUGAAAGACAUGCGGAAAGAAAUAGCUAGAAAUACAUUGUUUGUUACUUCAGUGCCAAAAACGGCAACAGAAAAUGACGUAAGGUCUCAUUUUACGUAAGUAUCUUUCAGUAGAAC
This is a messenger RNA of Periophthalmus magnuspinnatus, 862 nucleotides long. Its product is annotated as CSC1-like protein 1. The record is from RefSeq and is a predicted model, not a curated record. The coding region runs from base 117 to 845 and encodes 242 amino acids. The transcript has 9 exons. Lineage: Eukaryota; Metazoa; Chordata; Actinopteri; Gobiiformes; Gobiidae. Gene Ontology annotation, cellular component: plasma membrane. Gene Ontology annotation, molecular function: calcium-activated cation channel activity.